AUGUCUGUAAAUUUUUUGAUGAUCAUUGAAGUGGUAUAUGUACUAAUAAUCCUUUCACUGAUUACACCUCUUGAUUCAAGUAGUAUGACUUCCACCACUUAUACACUUAUUUGCCAGCUUGUGAGUUACCCUAAGGGUAUGCCAUUUUCAGUUGAAAUUGGCAGGAAUAUGAUUGUUGACAAACUCAAGAAGCUCAUCAAGGCUGAGAAAUCACCACAGCUCAACCACAUUGCUGCAGAUGAGCUGACACUGUGGAAGGUCGAAAUCCCUUAUAAAGAAAAGAUUUGUGAUACUGAUCUCACAGAAGAGCUAAAUUCAUUGAGGAAGAUUUUCCAUUACUGGGAGACAGAACCACCUGAAAUGCACAUCCAUGUCCUUGUUGGACUCCCACCUGAUUCUGGCCUCCCUAAUAAUACUGAUAUUCCGAAUUUGAAACGUCCAUGUUCACCUGAAUUUGAGCUAGUUAAGAAAAUCAGACAAGAGUAUAUAGACAAAUUCAUUGUCACCUCACCAUCAUCCACAGCACAUCCGUCAAUUUUUUUCAAGCUGCAAGAGAGAUACAAGGAUAUGCCAUUUAUCCGCUGUGGCCGGCCCUCUGAUACUGCUCCCAUGCCUAUAGACUUGUUUCAUCCUAUAUUCUACGAAUUUUUGGUCGAUAUUGAAAGCUACAAGCCCACACCUACAGAUCUUGAUCUCGCAGUUACACUGAUGGGAGAAUUGUCAAGUAGAGAAAAUAACAGAGAGGAAGAACGUGCAAACAAGCUUCGCAAUCACUG
Paraglomus brasilianum is the source of this 776-nucleotide messenger RNA. The record is from the annotation of a GenBank genome assembly. Lineage: Eukaryota; Fungi; Glomeromycota; Glomeromycetes; Paraglomerales; Paraglomeraceae.